This is a messenger RNA of Pelecanus crispus (Dalmatian pelican), 1671 nucleotides long. NCBI's taxonomy places the organism in Eukaryota, Metazoa, Chordata, Aves, Pelecaniformes, Pelecanidae. The record is from RefSeq and is a predicted model, not a curated record.
AUGACCUCCCGAUUUGGAAAGACUUACAGCCGGAAAGGGGGAAACGGCAGUUCCAAGUUUGACGAAGUAUUUUCCAACAAACGGACCACCCUUAGUACCAAAUGGGGAGAAACCACCUUCAUGGCCAAAUUAGGACAGAAGAGACCCAGUGUCAAACCAGAUAUUUCCGAAGUUCCUAAAAAACCCAAAGUUGAAGAUGAGAUAACAGAGGAUCCAUUUGGAUUUGACAGUGAUGAAGAGUCUCUUCCUGUGUCUUCAAAGAAUGUGUCGCAGGCUAAAAGCUCCUCUCAGCUGGAACCCGGUGAAGCUGCUCAGUCUGAGGACUUCACUCCUCUACUUGAAGCUAACAGCAGAAUUAAUCAGCCAGACAGCGGAGAAGACGUUGCAUCCGGCAAGUGCAUAUCUGUUGACAAUACUGUUCCUCUCUUGAAAGAAAAGAGCACGAGCAAAAACGUGGAAGAUGGAGAAUGCAAAGGCAGCAGUGCUAAACUUGUAACUGCAGAUAAAAUACAGAAUUUGAAUGAAGAUAAUGAGAAGAACAGUCAUUUCAUCUACGAGAAUGCUGAAGACGGUAACAAAGCCAAUGCUGAAACUACAGAUGCUUCUGGAUACAACAUUGAAGUCAAGGACUUGCCUGAUUCUUGGGACUCCCACAUCGGAAAAACAGCAGACUCUCCAUCAGAAACAUCUCAGACGAAGGGGCCAUUAACAACUCACUUGUAUGAAUGGGAAGAUGAAACUGAAGACACCAGAACUGGAGAGUAUAUAUUAGAUUUUGACAAUGAACAUCUCUCAGAGAUGAAGAGCAAGGAUGAGGAGUGUGAUAAAGAAGAUACUGAAAAUCCAAAGGAAGCCAUUAGUGAAGAACUUGUGCAAACUGUUCCUAGGCCAAGCAACUGUAGGACAUACUGUCGAUCCAACAAAGCAAAACCGCAGGGGGCAACAAAUUUUGACAAGCUAAUGGAUGGCGCUAGUCAGUCUUUAUCCAAAGCAAACAGUGAGUCAAAUAGCGAUGGUCUGAACCCGGCAAGAAAAGUUUCUUUAAGUAGUGGGACCAGUUUUAGAGGGACGGUUGGACGGACUAGAGACUACACUGUUCUACAUCCAUCUUGCUUGUCAGUUUGUAAUGUUACUAUACAGGAUACCAUGGAACGAAUCGAUGAAUUUACCACAGCAGCCCCUACUGACUUGGGAGAAGCUGGACGCUUAAGAAAAAAAGCAGACAUUGCUACUACAAAAACUACAACCAGGUUUCGACCAAGCAAUACUAAAUCCAAAAAGGAUGUAAAAUUAGAGUUUUUUGGGUUUGAUGAUCAAGAUGAGGGAGGGGGAGAUGAAGGCGCCUCUAGAAGUUCUGGGAGUUCCAAUUACAAAAUCAAGUACUUUGGGUUUGAUGACUUGAGUGAAAGCGAGGAUGAAGAUGAAGAAUGGCAGGUAGCAGAAAGGAAAGCUAACAAAAAACGAAGUAGAACUGCACCAUCUUCUUCGCUACAGUCAACCUCUGACGGCAAUGAAAACUGUUCCCAGGAUAGCCAGCUCAGUACUAACGCAGAUCUUCUGGAGUUUUCGGAGGAUGCAUCUGGUGUGCCUGAAGGCAAUAAGAAAUCCACAAAUAAACAAGGUGAUAAAUCUAAGGAAAACACCAGGAAGAUUUUUAGUGGGCCAAAGCGG